Drosophila melanogaster (fruit fly) is the source of this 1466-nucleotide messenger RNA. RefSeq names its product sturkopf (gene sturkopf). Gene Ontology annotation, biological process: lipid droplet organization; lipid storage. The coding region runs from base 332 to 1255 and encodes 307 amino acids. NCBI's taxonomy places the organism in Eukaryota, Metazoa, Arthropoda, Insecta, Diptera, Drosophilidae. The record is from RefSeq and is marked reviewed. The transcript is spliced from 3 exons. Gene Ontology annotation, cellular component: endoplasmic reticulum membrane; endoplasmic reticulum; lipid droplet.
AAUAGGUUGACAAAUAAUAAUUUACGCCAUAGUAUUUUUUUUAAAGUUAAUGCAUUUUGGUUUUUUUCUUUUUUAAACAAAAUUAUCUACACUUUUUCUCUGUCUGAGCAAUCGUUAUCAUGCAGUGUUUAUCAGAGCUAUCAACCCUGGGGAUAAACCGCGCCAAUCCUCAAGAUUUGAAACUCGUGAAAGGCUGCAGCCGAGGUGGUUGGACAAAGGAAAACCGGUUGCCACGGGGAUUAGACAACUCAUCGCGUGUGAAAAGAGUGGGAUCAACACAGGUGCCGAUUGAUUUUCAGCGCAGUUUGCCACGCCAACAGCAGCGGAAAAUAUGCAGGAGGCCUACGUCAACAUCAACUCCAUUCCCACCCACAUAUUCACAUGGGGCAGGUGGAUUGAGGAGACCAUAACCGAGAAGGAGAUCGUCAUCUGCAUAACUGGCAAUCCCGGUUUGCCAGGUUUCUACACAGAGUUCGCAGGCACUUUGCAAAAGGAGUUGGGCGAUCUUCCAGUUUGGGUGAUAGGGCACGCUGGCCAUGAUGAUCCGCCAGAGGCCAGUAUUCGGGAGGUUCCUCAACUCAGCGGCAACGAGGAGCUCUUCAAUUUGGACGGACAAAUCCGGCAUAAAAUCGCCUUCAUCGAGAAAUACGUGCCAAGUGAUGUCAAGAUCCACUUGAUUGGGCACUCCAUCGGAGCGUGGAUGAUCCUGCAGCUGCUGGAAAACGAGCGGAUACGGAGUCGCAUCCAAAAGUGCUAUAUGCUGUUCCCCACCGUCGAGCGGAUGAUGGAGUCGCCCAAUGGAUGGGUGUUCACCAAGGUGGCCAUGCCCCUGUACUCCGUGUUUGGCUACAUUUUCUUCAGCUUCUUCAACUUUCUGCCCGUGUGGUUGCGCCUGAUGCUGAUACAGAUCUACUUCUUGAUUUUCUCCAUUCCACGACAGUUUCUGGGCACCGCCCUAAAGUACUCCAAACCAUCGGUAGCGGAGAAGGUGGUCUUCCUGGCCGACGAUGAGAUGGCCAGGGUUCGCGGGAUUCAAAGGGAGAUUGUAGAGCAGAACCUGGACCUCCUCAAGUUUUACUACGGCACUACCGACGGAUGGGUACCAAUCUCCUACUAUGACCAGCUCAAAAAAGACUACCCCAAGGUGGACGCCCAGCUGGACACCAAGAAGAUCGACCACGCUUUCGUCCUGCGCCACUCGCAGCCUAUGGCUGUAAUCGUAAGAGACAUGAUCCAGCAGCACAGACGUGUUUGAAGUCGAUUGUUGACCUGGCCCAGACAAUCAGCCCUGUCCAUUACCUAAUCCAUCCAUGCCAAUAGACUUGGGAAUCCGGAUUACGGUUGAACAGCAAACCAAUAGCAAUUACUCCACUGCCUUUGUGUGGCAAUUAGUUCGUUUUUAUUAGUAUCUUUUUGCAGCUCUCGAAGACAACUCUAAAUAUAGUCAAAAGUGAUUUAACACGGUU